AUGGUAGAGGAUGGUAUCGCCAGCGAAGCCACAAGGAAGAGAAUAUCCAAAGACGACGCCGCAAACGACGAUACAGAGGCCACCGCGUUGUUCGGUGUAUUCGGAACGAAACAGAAAAUCCGGGUCAACAAGAUCCUCAAAGACCACGGACUUUAUGCUCCACACAACAUGGCAAACGACUUACAAUAUGUGAUCACCCUACCUACAGCGGCUGAAUUUAUGAACGCCCAAGGUGGGGAAUCCGUGGAAGGAUACACGCUAGAGAACAUCGAACUAGAAUACAAGUCCAUCGACAACAUCGAUCUCGCAAGGAAAGCCGAGGGUCUGUAUGGAUCUGAACGCGAGCUAUCCUUCGAACAUGUUACCCUAAUGAAGAAAACGGAAUGGAGCAAAGAUUCCACCAUCAUCAACGAAACGAUCAACGUACCACGCAGAAGUAUGAAAGCCAUUGUUAUGCUAUUCACAAACAAGACAAAGACAGACAGCGAGGAAUAUAUCUACCCCAAUAUCGAAAAGGUCAGGGUAACCAUAGAAGGUGUUCCCAACGCAGUCUAUAGCCAGGGCAUCCCCAAAACAAGACUAUACGAGGAGGCAAGGCGAAUGUUCGGUACCGACGAAAUCAGUCACCAGACACUAACCGGAUCCUUCAAGGACAAAAAAUUCCCAUUGGUCAUCGAUCUCAGAACCGCAAGCGACGCCAACACGUAUGGAAACGGUGCUAAAAUCCAGAACACCCAAUCUGGAAUACUGGUGGGGAUCACAAAGAAGGUCACAACUGCAGACGUUGUAUGUUACUUGUUCGUCCUUUCCGACGGUGUUAUCAAGAUCACGAACGGACAACUUGCCGGAAUAAAGUACCAAAUUAUUCCAGAUCCACAGUUUUUCCAUGCUCAACAGAGUUUGGAAAAUUUUACGCUUGAUCAUCAGUCUCCGGUCCUUCCUCAGAAGGUGGUUGUUCAG
Messenger RNA from Paramuricea clavata, 960 nucleotides. NCBI's taxonomy places the organism in Eukaryota, Metazoa, Cnidaria, Anthozoa, Malacalcyonacea, Plexauridae. The record is from the annotation of a GenBank genome assembly.